GUCAGUCCCUCGGCUGAGCAGCAGAGGGCAGCGCAGGAUUAAUUUUCGGGGGGCAAUUUGUCAGCCAUUCUCCCUCCCCCGCCCCCGCCAUCCCCGCCCUCUCCCUGCCGUGGCCAGGCUCGCAGCGCCGGGAUGUCUGUGCCACACUAGCCCGGACCUCGGCUCGGAAGGGCGGACCCCACCCUUUUCCAGCAAUGCAGCGCCCCAACCCGCUCCCUGUCAGGCUCCCCGGGACAAGGAGAUGCCACCCACAGUUGGUCUGAGCUGAACCCUGAAUUGGAGUGCCCUGGGGAGACAAUCUAGGAACGGGAUCAGCCAUGGAGGGGCUCAAUGGCAUCAAGGCCUUUCCAAAAGGCAUCUCCCAGGCCCUGGCUCAGGGAGGGCAGGGCUGUCCUGCUCCCUGUGUGGCAAAGGAGGGUGCCUCGGGGGAUCCCGAGUGGAGAGAGGAGCUGGUCCAGGGCCCAGGGCUCUCCAUGGAUGUGGGGGGAGAGGGGCCAGCCCUGGAUGGGGCAAAGGCAUCUCCUGAGGUUGACUCUCCAAAAGGAAUCCAGGCCCCAUCUCCUCAUGGGACCAAGGGGAAUGCAGGUCCCCCAGAAGCCCCCAAGCUCCGGCACAUGGCCAUGAAGGGCCUUAGCAGUGGCCAUGACCGCUCUGUCUCCAGCUCCUCCACCUGCUCCUCCUUUGAGUCCUCACAGGAGUCCGACGAGGUCUUCAGUGAGGAAGAGGAGAAGGGGAAGCCUGGGCGGAGGAAAAUGCUGAGGAAGACCAAGUCAUGGAAGACAUUUUUCACCAUGGUGCACUGGUCCCUGCGGCGUCACAGCUCCUGGGUGCAGCUGGCAGGGCAUGAAGGUAACUUCAAGCCCAGUGAGGGGGGCCAGAUCCUGAAGAAGUUCAGCACUGUGGAGAACACCUGCCUGGAGAUGCUGAUGGGUGAUGCACUGCGGCCCUACGUGCCUGCCUACCACGGUGUGGUGGUGAAGGACGGCGAGCACUACAUCCAGAUGGACGAUCUGCUGCGUGGCCUUGACGCACCCAGCAUCAUGGACUGCAAGAUGGGGGUGAGGACAUACCUGGAGGAAGAGCUGACCCAGGCCCUGCUGAAGCCGAUCCCCCGCAAGGACAUGUACCAGAAGAUGGUGAAGGUGGAUCCAAGCGCUGCUACGGCUGAGGAGCACAGCCAGAGGGCGGUCACCAAGCCCCGCUACAUGCAAUGGCGUGAGCACAUCAGCUCCACCGCCUCCCUGGGCUUCCGCAUUGAGGGCGUGACAAUAGAAGGGGGAGCUGUGCAGAAGGAUUUCAAACAGACCCGGACCCAGGAGCAGAUCAUCAACACCUUCCUGAUUUUCACCAAGAGACAGGGGAGUAUCUUGAGUGCCUACCAGAGCCGCCUGGAGAGCAUGCGGAGCGCACUACAGGAAUCAGCUUUCUUCCGCACCCAUGAGGUCAUUGGGAGCUCGCUGCUCUUCGUCCACGACCGCCACGGCCGGGCCAACGUAUGGAUGAUUGACUUCGGCAAGACACUGCCAGUGCCACCCUGGCUGGCCCUGUGCCAUGAUGUGCCAUGGACCCGGGGCAGCCACGAGGAUGGCUACCUGAUCGGCCUGCACCACCUCACCCACACCCUGCAGGCUGCGCAGCAGAGGCUGGGGCCAGAGGAGAUACCAGCCCCCAGCGAACCCUGAGGCUGGAAUGCCACAGAGCCCACUGGAGUGGGCAGCCACCUCCGUGAAAGCCCCAGAGCUGCUCUUACCCUGAGCCUUAAGUUGUGGGACCCUCUGAGACCUCAUCUGGACGUGACUCACCCAACUCCUCUCUAGGGCCAUUAUGGGGGAGUUGUGUAAGGCUCCCAGGACCCCAGUGCAUCUCCACUGGCAUAGAUAGAGCCUUGCCCGUGGGGCAGGGGGUCAGUGGGUCUUUCCUCUAUAGGACACCCCGGGAGACACCACCACACUCAGGGUGCAGUGUAGCCAUCAGCCCAGCCUUCAAAAUCUGGGCCUCGGCUCUCAUGCAGAAGGGCCAAGGGUUCUACAGGCCAGACUCAUGCUACUAACUCCUAACAGUCAGCACCAGCAGAGGACGGGCAGUGGGGUCAGGGCCCAGAUUGGCUCUGCUUCCACCAGCAGCCACAGCCCGGGUUGCCUUUAGUAGCAGUUGCCAACAAGCACCAGGCAGUGUUGGCCGUGGAUCUGGUUGCCCAAAUUGAGAGAGGGGAAGGGGGGAGUCUAAAACCCCCUUGGACACCUGGAAUGAGAAGGAGAUUCUCUGCUGUAAAGUCAAGAUGACAGCGCCCCACUUCCCUAGGCUAUGCCACUCUGAGCAGCCUUUACUAACCCCCUGUGCUGAAGCUUGAACUGGAUUCAAAAAACCAUGUUAUGCAGUGUGCAGAUAAACCACUCCUGUGCCCCACCCCAAAGGUGGCUGCCUCUCAGCACCAAGCAAGGGGUCCCUGUACAGUCGGCAUGCUCCACCACAGGUGGCUGCAUCUCAUGCUGGGAAGGGGAGAGGAGAGUUGGACAAACAAAAAGGGGUGGAGUGGAGCUGGAUCAAUUAAAGCCCCAGCCUGUUAGCUGGGAGGAUCUGGUGCUGCUCCAGUUUCAGGGGAUCAGAAAUUAGGGCAGGGUUUAAAUCGAAGCCCGAGCAAGUUCUGUGAUUGUAGAACAGGGAAGAAGGAUGCUAUUUUUCCCCAUGUUGCUUUUUCAACCCCCAUGGAGGGAAAUUAAUGAGGUGUCAGUCCAGCCAACCAGGUGCUGAUCACCUCACCUCAGGGGCUAGAGUUGGCACCUAAACGGAAAGUGCCAGGAGCCCUUGGGAGCAGGAGUGGCACAUCCCCACACCCCUGAGGUGCUGUGAUGCAGGAUCAUAAGGACCAGGCAGGAGAUGGUGGCACAGGGGCAGAUGGCCCCAUCUGUGGAGGUUACAUACCUCAAGCCCAGCUCGUUGCAUCAUCCCCUUAAUAAAACCAUAACGUAUCUUAACCCA
Dermochelys coriacea (leatherback sea turtle) is the source of this 2979-nucleotide messenger RNA. Its product is annotated as inositol-trisphosphate 3-kinase B-like. Gene Ontology annotation, cellular component: cytoplasm; nucleus. Gene Ontology annotation, biological process: inositol phosphate biosynthetic process. The transcript has 8 exons. Lineage: Eukaryota; Metazoa; Chordata; Testudines; Dermochelyidae. The coding region runs from base 318 to 1682 and encodes 454 amino acids. The record is from RefSeq and is a predicted model, not a curated record. Gene Ontology annotation, molecular function: inositol-1,4,5-trisphosphate 3-kinase activity; inositol tetrakisphosphate kinase activity.